AUGGGAGAGGGGCAGAACAUCACCAUGCUGAACCUCGACUUGGAGAAGGCCUAUGACUGGGCCCUGCCCGAGCCGCUGCGCGCCGGCGAGCGCCUGGCGCUGGAGGUGUCCUACUGCACGGGCGACGGGCCGGGGGUUUGUUGGCUCACUCCCGAGCAGACAGCAGGGAAGCAGAAGCCCUAUAUGUACACUCAAGGCCAGGCCGUCCUGAAUAGAUCCUUUUUCCCUGGCUUUGACACCCCUGCAGUUAAAAGUACAUAUUCAGCCACAAUAAAGGUCCCUGAGGGCUUCACAGCUAUGAUGAGCGCUACGACCUGGGAGAAGCAGGAGAAAGACAACACAUUCAUCUUCAAGAUGUCCCAGCCAAUUCCCUCCUACUUGAUUGCUUUGGUUAUUGGUGACAUUGUUUCUGCUGAAGUUGGUCCAAGGAGCCAUGUCUGGGCUGAGCCAUGUCUGAUUGAGGCAGCUAAGAAGGAGUAUGAUGGCGUGAUUGAAGAGUUCCUGGUGGUUGGGGAGAAGCUAUUUGGACCAUAUGUUUGGGGCAGGUACGACGUUCUGUUCAUGCCACCGUCGUUCCCCUUUGGUGGGAUGGAGAACCCCUGCAUCACCUUCGUGACCCCCUGCCUGUUGGCUGGAGACCGCUCCCUGGUGGAUGUCAUCAUCCACGAAAUCUCCCACAGCUGGUUUGGCAACUUGGUCACCAAUGCCAACUGGGGGGAGUUCUGGCUGAAUGAGGGCUUCACCAUGUACGCGCAGAGAAGGAUCUCCACCGUGGUGUUUGGUGCUGCCUAUACUUGCCUAGAAGCAGCAACGGGAAGGGCCUUGCUACGACAGCACAUGGAUAACACUGGAGAAGAUCACCCAUUAAACAAGCUUAGAGUGAAGAUUGAACCAGGCGUCGACCCUGAUGACACCUACAAUGAAACCCCCUAUGAGAAGGGAUACUGUUUCGUGUCCUACCUGGCGCACCUCGUGGGAGAUCAGAGCAAAUUCGAUACCUUCUUGCAGGCCUACGUGAACCAGUUCAAGUUUCAGAGCAUCAUGGCUGAUGAUGCCCUAAACUUCUUCCUGGAGUACUUCCCAGACCUGAAGAAGAAAGGCGUGGACUCCAUCCCAGGCUUUGAGUUUGAUCGUUGGCUGAACACCCCCGGCUGGCCCCCACACCUUCCUGACCUCUCACCCGGAGAUGUGCUGAUGAAGCCAGCAGAGGACCUGGCAGAACUGUGGGCAGCCAGCAGUUUGGACAUGGAGGCAGUUAAGGCUGUGGACAUCUCUGCCUGGAAGACAUAUCAGCUGGUGCACUUCCUGGAUAAAGUCUUGCAGAAAUCGCCUUUGCCGGAUGGGAACGUGGACCAGCUGAGCGAGAAGUACCCAAAGAUCUCCCAGGCGCAGAAUGCUGAGCUGCGCCUCCGCUGGUGCCAGAUCGUCCUCAAGAACAACCAUGAGGCCGAGUAUGGAAAAGUCAAGGACUUUCUGCACAGCCAGGGGAAGCAGAAGUACACCCUCCCCCUCUACCGGUCCAUGUGGAGCGGCUCCGAGUCGGCCCGGGUGCUGGCCAUGGAGACCUUCUCAGCCACGGCUCCGCAGCUUCAUGUGAAUGUCCAGAACUACAUCAAGAAGAUCCUGGGCCUGGAGCCUGCUGGCAGCUAGGGGCUCACUUCUGAGGGGCCUGGGCAGCGAGGCCUGUGGUCUCUGCAUUGGCUCCGCUCCAUUCACACUGAGGGUCCAGAGCCGCUGUGUUGCGAAGCCUGUUCCACAGCUGGUGCUGAUUCUGCGGCUUGAUGCGCAAUCUUGGCUUAUUAAAUACUUUGUAAUUUGAA
This is a messenger RNA of Alligator sinensis (Chinese alligator), 1820 nucleotides long. RefSeq names its product arginyl aminopeptidase (gene RNPEP). Bases 1 to 1650 code for a protein of 549 amino acids. NCBI's taxonomy places the organism in Eukaryota, Metazoa, Chordata, Crocodylia, Alligatoridae. The record is from RefSeq and is a predicted model, not a curated record. The transcript has 12 exons. Gene Ontology annotation, biological process: proteolysis. Gene Ontology annotation, molecular function: zinc ion binding; metalloaminopeptidase activity.